Aureobasidium pullulans EXF-150 is the source of this 3516-nucleotide messenger RNA. RefSeq lists its product as uncharacterized. Gene Ontology annotation, cellular component: extracellular region. Gene Ontology annotation, biological process: proteolysis. Bases 86 to 3415 code for a protein of 1109 amino acids. The record is from RefSeq and is a predicted model, not a curated record. The transcript has a single exon. Gene Ontology annotation, molecular function: protein binding. Lineage: Eukaryota; Fungi; Ascomycota; Dothideomycetes; Dothideales; Saccotheciaceae.
CACAGCUUCUAGUCUUUCAUCAAAUCCCGGUUCAACAAGUUCCAGCGCUGCUUUGGAGACUGAUAGCGGAAGCUCUGCGAUCUCCAUGUCAAGCUCUAGGUUUAUCUCCUCGGCCGAACCUGCAAUCACUGGCGCUAGCUCUACGAUUGAUGUCUCGGUCACCAGUACAGACUCUGCAGCAGCUACAGAUUCGGCAGCCACGAGCUCCGCGACUUCCACCAUUGUUGGUGAUAUCAGCUUCUUGGUCCAGCGCGGCGUCAAAUAUAGCGGUACCCCUUUGACCGGCCUCACCAAGAGAAGAGUCGCCGAUGAUCUUAUCACUUGCUUGAGUACUUGCGCUGGCUCGUCUGCCUGUGCUGCCACUUCUUUCAACAUCGAAAACUUGUCUUGCGACUACUUCAGUACCAUUGAUCAGAGCAGUAUGAGUCCCGACGCUGCCAUGAUCUUUGCGAUUGCCACUUCUCGUGUUGCUGUCCAAUCCUCCUCCGCCAUUUCAUCGGAAAGCAGUGUCAUAUCUGGCUCGAGUAGCAUGGCUUCAUCACCCUCGGGAACCGGUAGCACUACUUCCGAUGCGUCAACUAGCUCAGAAUCCACCCCUGCGCCUUCAUACACUGAUCAAACUGGGGCCAGUGCAACGCAGUCCAGCUCAGCUGCUUCUACCACCGUUUCAACCGAUUACCAAUCUGACUCCAGCUCUUCCGCUUCGUCCACAUCUACGAAUGUCUCUAGCACUGGAGACGGUGAUAUCAAUACCAGCUCUGCUACUCAGAGUGAGAGUACCAGCUCUGCGUCAACCACCGAAACCGCGAGUGUUGCUGCUGAUGACGAUGCCAUCAGUCUGAGCUCUGCAUCGACCUCCUUGACUUCCUCGACUUCCGGCUCGGAAGAGCCUCAAAUCACAGCAACUCAGAGCUCAACAGAAUCAGCUAUCGCCACUGAAACUCCAGUAGCAAGAUUCCAGAAUGUCCGUAUUCUGGCUACCGGCUCCGGUACGACAGUUGACGGUACUGCUCUUCAAGUAAGAAAUUCUGUAUCUGGAUUCGGGCUUGGUGGGGAUGAUUUCAAGCUCACUAUUGACAAAUUCGGCAACCUCAAAGAUUCUGCAGGACAUUUCCAGGCCAUCAAGCUUAACAGCAGAUUUCUGCCAUACUGGACCCAGAGUGGUCCUCUCGUCUCGCAACAGAACUGGGGAGCUCCUGGUUAUGCUACCAUUUCGAACUGCGGCGUUGGACUUGACAUGAUCAUGACUUGUCGCCUGGCAGUACCUCAUGGCACACACUCCAUGACUUUCUUCCUAAUCCGACGUCCUCGGGGCUUCGAGUUGUACGCUGGACGCAAUGAUGGUAGCCACCGCGACGUCCGGCUACAGAUCGAUGUGUCCCGUCCGAGCUCUACUCCAUCCACAGUAUCCACAAGCACUAGCUCCAGCGCUGAAAUUUCCGUCACAAGCUCGAGCUCCGACAUUGGCUCCACGACAAGCAGCGCGAGCUCAGUAGAUGGCGAAAGUAUGGUUACCAGUGCGAGCUCAUCUGACGAGUCAGGAUCUGCAACCAUCAGUUCCGACCAAGGAAGCGCCACCUUUUCCCCAACCGUGACAGAUCCCGCUACCAGCUCUGCUGACUCUACGUCCUCGAGCUCCGAAGUCUCGAGCACCAGCACUUCUGUUUCGGAUAUCAUUUCACCCACCGACUCUUCGACCACUAGUGAGCAGGUGACUGCGACAAGUUCAUCAGUCGGUUCCAGCAUUACCAGUAGUUCUACCGUCGCCGCAACACCCACAUGCGGCACGGUCGUGCCUUACUCGUGGCCCGGCUCGGCUUCUGUCCCGUCAAAUGCAUGCCGUUCGACCUACACCGACGUCUCAUCCAACAUCAACAGCUACAACAUCAAGUGUAACAUUGAUUACAAUGGAGCUGACAUUCUCAUCACUCGUGGUAGCAAUCUCCUCGCUUGUAUCGAAUUGUGCAGUGCAACAAACGACUGCACAGCUCUUGUCUUUAACCCCGCGAACGGUAACAGCUGUUAUAUCAAGAACACCGUAAAUCCCUCAUCUGAAGAUGGCUUCGCCGGGCUCUCUGGAUCUGACCUCGGCAUCAUGUUUUACUCUGCCUUGAAGUUGAAAGACUGCAAAAAUCCUAGCGCACCGGAUGUCUCUCCCUAUGUAGAUGGCUCGACACCAUCUGUGGGUGGUGCUACCUUUGGUAUCGAGGUAAAUACCGACUACGAAGGCACCAUCCUGUCCGUUUCGAAGAAGCGAACUGCUGUCGUUAUUGAUGACUGCCUGAAUGCCUGCGCCCAGAACAGCGCCUGUGUCGGAACUGCAUUCGAUGGCUCUGUUUGCACACUAUACAGUGUCAUCAACAAAGACAAGAGAUCUAUUGCUCUGGGUACAACCUUUGCAACGAUCCAGGCACGUGCUAACGCCGCCUCAAGUUCUCCUGAUGUGCUUACCAGUACUGCCGGAUCGAUGACUACUGAGUCAGGGUCGACCACGACCGGUGCUUCGUCUUCGAGCGGGAGCGACACAGCUACAAGCACAUCUUCGGAGACAUUUUCUUCGUCCGCAACCUCGGACUCGAGUUCAUCAAGCACUUCCCUUGAGACAAGCGCUUCGAGCACAUCGUCUGAGGUGACCAGCACGAGCACAUCAUCUGAACCGACCAGUACGAGCACAUCAUCCGAUGCGACCAGUACGAGCACGUCCUCCGAUGCGAGCUCAUCAAGCACGUCUUCUGAAUCUACUGCCUCGAGUGCGUCCUCUGAUUCCAUCAGCUCAAGCACAUUCUCGGCGACAACCUUUUCUACAAGCAUCAUUAGCAGUCCUACACCCUCGGCAUCAGUAAGUUCUUCUGCACCAUCCUCGACUCCAGCAGGUCCAACCUUGCCACCAGUCCCGACCCCUACACCGAUCUAUGUAACCCCUCGCAGUGGAUCAAGGUUAUACGUAAGCGGCGGAACUUUCAACGGCAACUCCAUCAGGGGGUUUAGCGACGGACAAAAUGAGUAUACCGGCGUGGACUAUGACUGGACUGGCAUUGGUGGUCCUUCAGAGCUCCCCUUCGUACUUAACUCGACAGGAUCAAUUCUCCUAGGUUCCAGCGGCAAUGUCUUGUGCUAUUCCGGCAAAGUCACCGGCAACAGUUAUGUGGAAUUGAGCUCGAGAACGGCGGCUUACUUCAAGAGUAGCGCGGCCAAGACUGAUACCGAUCAAUGGACGCCUCUUCCUUGCUCGAUCAGUGGUAAUGGAAAACUGAGCUGCACGGCUACAGUCAAUGGUGUUUCAUUCCCCCAAUUCGCCGCUUUGUCCACACAUAAGCUCAUACCCAAGUCAUCUAACAAGCUGCGUCUGUAUAAGAGCGGAGUCACAUUUACUGCCAGCACUGGCGCUACAGUAAACAUGUACGCAGCAGCUUAAACAGCAGUGGAAACUAGAUGGAGUUCCGACCACGUUCGAGCACUUGCACUCCUCAUCCUCGCCCUUUUUUUCUUUCUUCUUUUUUUUUCUUUGUCCCUGAC